Messenger RNA from Anastrepha ludens (Mexican fruit fly), 2016 nucleotides. RefSeq names its product calponin homology domain-containing protein DDB_G0272472-like. The transcript is spliced from 3 exons. Bases 79 to 2016 code for a protein of 645 amino acids. NCBI's taxonomy places the organism in Eukaryota, Metazoa, Arthropoda, Insecta, Diptera, Tephritidae. The record is from RefSeq and is a predicted model, not a curated record.
AAUCGCGUUCUGAGUUUUUACGAAAAAUAACGAUUGAAAUCGUUUUGCAAGACUAAGCUUUUUUGAACGUAUUUCACAAUGAUAAAUUGCGUGUCGCGCGGUAAAGAAGCCCCGAUCGAAUUACCGAAAAUUGGCAAUAAAAAGCCUAUAGUGCUCUCGUCACAGCGCUUCAAUAAGUUGCUAAACAAUGCCAAUCAGGUGGAAAAGUUGCAAGCUCAGAAAGAAAUCGAAGAAGAACAGAAAUAUAAGGAAUAUUUGAAGGAGGGAUCGGAUCAAUUGGUAGCACAUUUUAAGGGCAACAUACAAAGGACUCAAGAUGAGAAGCUGGCUGAGAUCAAGGCGAAUAUGGAACAAAAAAUUACAAAAAUGCAGGAGGACAUCCAUCAGUCGAAGGAAAACGAGGAACGAGAAAGAAGCGAGCGACUGGCUAAGGCGCAAAAUUUAAUGGAACAACUAAAGCCCGGACCCAAGGAUCUACACUCAGCGGCCAUGCAAAGCGAAGUACUUCGUGCGCGAAACGUUCAACGCAAUAUAAAUAAAGAGUUCGAAAAGGCUAUUAAACGGCAGGAAUGCAUGGAUAAGUUAGCCUGUGAGCAUCAAGCGUUUGCGUUCAUGCAAGAGGACCAACUGCGACAAUUGGAACGCGAACAGAACAUGAACACGUACAAGAAGGAGAUGCUUCAAACAAUCAACGAGUCCUACAAACAGCGCGUGGAGCACAAAAAGCAGCUCAUCAAGGAGCAACAGGCCAUACGAGAGGCAAUGGAUCAGGAAAUCAAGGCACAAAUCGAAAGAGAGAAAGCUAUUAUGGAGAAAAAAAGAGCUUCACUGCGCAAAAAUGCACUAGAAGCCAUGAAAAUGGUAGAGCAACGUAGAUUAAGGGAACGUAUGACCGAAGAGAUUGAGGAUCGCUUGUGUUGUGUUUAUAAUCUGGGCAAAUUGGACAUGGAUGUCGUCAAAAAGGAGGAAGAAGCGAAGAAACUAAUCUACGGUGAAGAGAAGAAACAAGAGAUGCAGGCUCAGUUCUUCCGCUGUAUUCAGGCUAAGACAGACGCAGCGGAGGAUGAGCGCGUGCGUCGUGAUAUUAGUCGCAUGCAACUGAAAUUCACGGCUGAGGAGCAAGAAAAAAUACGUAAGGACAAGGCGGCAAAACAGGCACGUAUAGAAGCAUAUAUGCGCGAACUGCAGCAGCAAAAGGAAGUUAAACGUCGCGCCGAGGAAGAAAAGCGUUACGAUAUGGCCACCCGCUUUAAGAACUGUGAAGUAAAUCGUCUGUUUGAGGAGGCACAACAGCAAAAGCGUCUUACUCAAAUAAAAGAAACGCGUGCCUCAUUAAAGGAACAGCUUGAACUCAAGAAACGCGUUGAAAACGAAGAUAAGGAACUAAUGCGCCCCACCUGUGAGGACAACAAAGAAGAGCGAGAGGAUAAGUACUUCUUUGAAUAUGCACGCAAUCUCAUGGAGGAUGCACACAAAAAGGAUCGACCAUUAUAUCCCUUCGUCAAGGUGGUACAACAGUAUAAACGUGAGCGUGGCAUCGAUUGUGAACGCAAAACCCCAAGGCAUCUGGUGACGCAGGUGAACAUUGGCACACGCCCGCCAAUCGAAUGUAAGACGAAUGUCGAUCACUUAUCCGCCACAUUGGUAAACAAACCGAAACCGACGCAAUUGAAGGCAGCCCAUGACAGCUCAACAGAAGCAAUGCACAUCAGUAAAUCUGUUCCAAUAGGCAAAGAAACGUUGGCAAUGGGAAAAAUGGAAAGAAGUGCUAAGGACAGCAUACUGGAAAACUGCCUUAAGAUCUCCGAAUUAAUUGCAGCUGAUGCGAAGAAGACUGGCAACGAUGACAAAGAAAAAUGCGACAAUCGGUUAGUGGAUUGCUUGAAACCAAGUAAUCGUAUGGCUCAAUUGAAGAAGGACGACGAUUGCGAAUCAUUGCUCAAUUCCGGCAAAGUGCGCUAUUCCCUGGGCGAACUGAAGAAAAUGAAUCAAUUUCCAUCGACGAAAGAACAAUAG